UUCUCCAACGGAAAAACCCGUUAAUUUCCUCUUUCCCUCCCUUCCAAUUCCCCGGUACCCCCAAAUCCCUAUCCGCCAUUGCAGCACAUUCAAAGCUGUUGAGCGGAGGGGUACAUGCGAUGAAGAGAAGAAGUCAUAACCCGAAACAGACCCAAGGAAAUUUCUAUUUUUUAAGGUUUUGCAUGGAGACCUAGCUAGCAAAACCAUAUAAACUUAACAUUCUAUCGACUAUAUCCACCGAUCUUGUGUUGUUUCCGUCAAUUUUGCAUCGUGUUUUCCUCACAAUUCCCCUCGAGUAAUCAACGUCAUUCGAUAUUGGGGUUUUAUUAAAUUUUCUCCUUGGUCUUGUUCAUAUUGGUGAAAUUAAAGAUCAGUACAUCGUGGGUUGGGUAAAGUUGAUUUCGUUCGAUCUUCCUGUUUAUUUGGCCGUGUGUACAAAAACCGGUGAUUGCAUUUCGUAUCUGGUUGUUUAGUAUUUUCAUGCUCAUCGUCAUUGCUUCCUCUUAUGAAAAGGAUAGUGAGUGAAACUGAGAACUUAUACAUGAAUACUUGAAGUCAAUAGCUAGCCUACAUCUUUUAAAUCAUUUUAAUUAGAUGGGAAAUAGAUGUGGAGUACCAAGGUGCUUGAAGCAUGGAUUCUUUGGAUCCAUAUGGCAUUCAUUAUGGUGGUCCAGGUCACCAAAUUAUAUCCAAUAUGAAAAAAGAAGAGCAAGAAACCAACGUCAUCAUAAACAUAACAAGGUUACCAGACCUGUCCAAAAUACACCUCCACAUGUAGUAAUCAUAGCCAAUGAGGACCAUAAACCAGUGAAGCAACAAAGCAAACCAACACAGAAAAAUGAGACAUCUAACACCAUGAAUCCGCAUCAUAGGAGAAGGAAGUCAAGUGCAGGUCUUUUAGUCGAUAAAGUCUUGAAAAAGAAUACUGGAAAUUUAAGAGAUCGCUAUGCAGUUGGUUUAGAACUGGGACAUGGACAAUUUGGUACAACUUCCAUUUGCACAUCAAAGAAAAACGGGAAACAAUUUGCUUGCAAAUCGAUUUCUAAGAGGAAAUUAGUAACCGAUGAUGAUGUGGAAGAUGUUAGGAGGGAGGUUGAAAUUAUGCAUCAUUUGUCAGGACACCCUAAUGUGGUUUCCAUUGAAGGUGCUUAUGAAGAUGGUUUUGAAGUUCAUUUAGUGAUGGAACUUUGUGGUGGAGGUGAACUUUUUGAUAGAAUUUCUAAAAAAGGUCAUUACUCUGAACGCAAAGCAGCUGAUCUUCUUAAAACUAUUGCUAGUGUUAUCGAGGCAUGUCAUUCUUUGGGUGUUAUCCAUCGGGAUCUUAAGCCUGAGAAUUUUCUCUUUGUUGAUGAAGAUGAAGAUUCGUCUCUUAAAGCCAUAGAUUUUGGAUUAUCGGUUUUCUUUAAGCCAUGUGAAAUCUUUACGGAUGUAGUUGGAAGCCCUUAUUAUGUUGCACCAGAGGUUUUGCAAAGACAUUAUGGUCCUGAAAUAGACAUUUGGAGUGCUGGUGUCAUCCUUUACAUUCUUCUUUCAGGGGUGCCACCUUUUUGGGGAGAAACACAGGAUGAUGUAUUCUUGGAGAUUUUACAGGGUGAACUUGACUUUUCCUUUGAUCCAUGGCCUUCUAUCUCUACAAGUGCUAAGGAUCUGAUAAAGAAAAUGCUAGUUAGAGACCGAUGUUGGCGACUAACUGCUCAUGAAAUUCUUUGUCAUCCCUGGGUUAGUGUAGAUGGGGUUGCUCCAGAUAAGCCGCUUGAUCCUGCAGUGUUGACUCGUUUGACUCAGUUUUCUGCCAUGAAUAAGCUCAAGAAAAUGGCUCUUAGGGUCAUUGCAUCAAAGCUCUCAGAAGAAGAAAUUGCUGGACUAAAGCAAAUGUUUAAGAUGAUGGAUGUUGAUAAUAGUGGUUAUAUUACUUUUGAUGAACUCAAGGAAGGACUCAAGAAAUGUGGUGCUGAUCUUGACGAAUCUGACAUUCAUGAUCUAAUUCAGUCUGCUGAUAUUGAUAAUAGUGGAACUAUUGACUAUGAUGAAUUUGUGGCUGCAACUUUGCAUUUUACCAAAAGUUGAUAGAGAGGAUCGUUUAUUUGCUGCUUUUGCAUAUUUUGACAAAGAUGGGAGUGGUUAUAUUACACAUGAUGAACUCCAACAAGCAUGCAAGGAGUUUGGAGUCGCUGAUAUCUAUUUGGAAGAAAUUAUGAAAGAAGUUGAUCAGAACAAUGAUGGACGUAUAGAUUAUGGUGAGUUUGUUGCAAUGAUGCACAAGGGAACUACCAAUUUAGGAAGGAAUCGAUCCAGGAAUAGCUUUAUCAUUGGAUUCAAGGAGCCGUUGGCUGUUUUUUGAUUUCAAAUAUUCUUUUUCUUCAUUUUUAUGCGAAUGAAUUUCUCAUAUAUUUUUGCAGAAGCAUAGAUUAUUAAAUUAUCAAAAGAUUAUGAGUAUGAAUUCGCAGC
Lactuca virosa is the source of this 2448-nucleotide messenger RNA. Lineage: Eukaryota; Viridiplantae; Streptophyta; Magnoliopsida; Asterales; Asteraceae. The record is from the annotation of a GenBank genome assembly.